AUGCGAUGCCUGGCUGGCGACCAGGCCCGAGAGGCACCCUUCCCUCACGCCGUCCUGAACACUACCACUCUGGCGGAGGAGGCCCGGGACAUGUUUGUGCAGGCCUACUCCAAUUACACCACCCAUGCCUUCCCAAUGGAUGACCUUCGACCACUCAGCUGCAAUGGGAGUGAUUCCCAAGGGGGCAUCGGGCUCACGACCCUGGACAGCCUCGACACCCUCCUGGUGAGGACCUACAGCCUAGAGCAGGGAGUGAUGAACCAGCUGGAAGCAUUUUACAAAGCCCUCUGCUGGGUCACUGGGGAGGGAACCGACUGCGGGAGCGGCGGCGAUCCCCCUCCCCGCCUCACCUUUGACCUUGAUGUCAGGGUGCAUGUCUUCGAGGUCACAAUUCGUGCCCUGGGAGGCCUCCUCUCCGCUCACCAGCUGCUCACUCAGAAUCUGCAGCUGGCACCCUGGUAUCGGGGGGGCCUCCUGCUCGCUGCGGUCGAUCUGGCCGAUCGCCUCCUUCCUGCAUUCAACACGCCAUCCGGGAUCCCCCUGUCAUGGAUCAACCUGAGGCAUGGCCAGGCAAGUGACAGGAUUCUUUAUGAGACCCGCAUCACCUGCACCGCCUGUGCGGGGACGCUGCUGCUGGAGUUCGGGACGCUGUCGAGGAUGACAGGGGAGAUGAAGUACGACGCUGCGGCCCGAAGGGCCCUGGAAGCUCUGCAUGGUGCACGCAGCCUCAUUGGCCUUGUGGGGAACACCAUCAGCUGCGACACCAGGGGCUGGGAACGGCACGACUCUGGGAUCGGGGCUGGAGUGGACUCGUACUAUGAGUAUCUCCUCAAGGCCUACCUGAUGUUUGGCAACAGGACCCACCUGCAGUGGGCCAGCGAGUCUUAUGCCGCCCUCCUGACGCACAGCGCCGUGGGCGCCCCGCUGUCUGUUUCGCCCUGGCUGCUGGACGUCCACAUGUCCACGGCCCUGCUGCUGCACACAGGAGUCUGGUCGCUGUCGGCGUACUGGCCGGGCUUCCAGGCCCUUGCAGGGCAGCUUGAGGAGGCGGCCGCCCAGCACCGGCAGUGGCUGGCCGUCUGGAACAAGUUUGGCUGGCUGCCGGAGAUGUUUGACGUCCAGAAACAGACACGGCACCCGACGCUCAGCGGGUACCCGCUCCGCCCCGAGCUCAUGGAGUCCACCUUCAUGCUGGCCGCCGACGCACCCGACACCUCAUACCUGCGGGCAGGGGAGGCCAUGCUGGGCACGCUGCGCUCCCGCAACCAGGUGGCCUGCGGGUACGCCGCUGUGCACGACGUCAGCACAGGAAAGCUAUCGGACAGCAUGGAGUCCUUCUUCCUGUCCGAGACUGUCAAGUACCUGUACCUCCUCUUCGCCAACGCUUCAGCGGCCCUGGACCGGUGGGUGCUGACCACGGAGGGCCACUUCUUGGACGCCUGGGCUGAUACGGAGGAGCAGUGGGAGGCAGAGCAUGGGACAGUCAUGCUCGGGGCUGCGGGCGCGGAGGGCCCCAUCGGUGCGAAUGCAACGAGUGGUGGCCCUGUGGGAGCACCUGUCCCGGCCAGCACUGGCAAGGGUAGCGGGGCCAGGCCAGGCGGCUAUGUGACGGAGGCACCUCCCGGGAAUGCGUCCCAUGAUGCAGCAGCCCUGAUGCUGGCCGGAACCUUCCUGAGCCAUGAAGAGACCACCGUCGCCCCUACGCAAGAGGUGGUGUCCAUGGAAGUAGAAACCGUAGCGGCUCGCUGCCGGCACCUGUGCGAGGCGCAGGACCCCGACCAGGUUGCCAGGCGCGCGGCCGCCCUGCGCGCCGCCCUGCCUGCGCUGCCCGACUCCCAGCCGCUGCAGCCGUCGCUCGUCCGGCGUCGGCGCUGCACGGCGUGCCAGGCCUUCACGCGCGCCGGCGAGGCGGCGCGCCGCGCGAGGGUCGCGAGACGCCACGUCAGCGCGACCGCCGCCUUCGCGCGCCAGCUGGCCAGCGCCACGGCACGCAAGGCCGCAGAGGCGGCGCGGCGGGGCUGGACGCCGCCCGCGUACUUCCUGUGCGACCUGCGCAGGACCGGGGGGGUGCUGGGCUGCGGCGCGCUGAAGGUGCUGCAUGCCGGCAUGGAACUGGAGGACCUCAUGGCACUCAGGCCCACAGCAGUCAUCCUGGAGGCCAGCUAUCAUCAGGACGGGGACGACGGUGCGGCGCUGAUGUGGUGGUACUCGGGAGUGCAAGAUGUGCAGCUUGUGUCCAUCGACGACCCAGAGGAUGGGGCAUUCGACUCCAUCCAAGGCAUCCUAGCAGAGUUUGGGCCUGCCUUUGCCCCGCCUUGCCAGCUGGGCUCCUCUGCUGGACCUGCUGCAGAGGACGAGGCAGAGCUGGGGAGUGGUCCAUCAGCCUCUCGACCUACAUCAGGUGGUGGCCCCGUUGAAUACCGUGAUCCUGGCCAGGCACCCUGCACAUGUCCCGAGCCUCGACUGCAAGACCUGCUCCUGGGUUGCCCCGGUACGGGAGCUGCGGGACAGGAUGUUCUGACAGAGGUGAAGGGGCCGCUGCUCCUCGCCCAGUCCCUCUUCCUGUGCGGCGGCGAGGCUGGGCCAGGCGAUCCAGCCCCGCCCGCCCGCGGGAGUGUGCUCCUGGCGGGGAGGGGCCGGUGCCCCUUUGCAGACAAGGCCAGGGCGGCCGCCGCCUCCCAGGCCGCCGCCCUGAUCGUCAUCAACUCCGGCGAGGACGAGCGGGCUGUCUGGCCGAUGAGCGGCGAUGGCGCGCCAGACCUCGGCGCGCUGACCAUGCCGGCCGUCAUGGUCAGCGCGGCAGCUGGCGGGAAGCUGCUGGACCUGCUGCGGUCCCGCACCCGGCCCACCCUGCGCCUGCGCGCCGCGGAGGGGAUCCCGGCCCCGGCAAACGCCACGGCCCUCCCCUCCGCGAGCGCAGCCGGGCCCUUGCCGCUGGACCCCGGCCUGCGCCUGGCCUCCCUGGAGCUGAUGGUCCCCCCGCGCUCCCAGGCCCACGCCCUGCGUCACCUGUCGAGUGGGGAGGCCGAGAUGGCCGGCAUCGUCGCGGCCGUGCAGCUCGCUCUGCAGGCAGGCGACCAGACGCCGGGGGCUGCCAAGGAGGGAGCGCUUCACCCGUUGCUGGCCGCCCGGCAGGACGAGACCUGCCCUGCGCCAUGA
This is a messenger RNA of Auxenochlorella protothecoides, 3159 nucleotides long. Its product is annotated as putative alpha-mannosidase I MNS5. Bases 1 to 3159 code for a protein of 1052 amino acids. The transcript has 12 exons. Gene Ontology annotation, cellular component: endoplasmic reticulum; membrane. The record is from RefSeq and is a predicted model, not a curated record. NCBI's taxonomy places the organism in Eukaryota, Viridiplantae, Chlorophyta, Trebouxiophyceae, Chlorellales, Chlorellaceae. Gene Ontology annotation, molecular function: calcium ion binding; mannosyl-oligosaccharide 1,2-alpha-mannosidase activity. Gene Ontology annotation, biological process: endoplasmic reticulum mannose trimming; mannose trimming involved in glycoprotein ERAD pathway; carbohydrate metabolic process.